AUGGCGCAGGAAACGACAUUGAAGCUGGGUCACCUGGCAAACGAGCAGAAUGCCUGGCACAAGGCAGCGGUCAAAUUCGGUGAAGAGCUUUCGACACUGACCGAUGGGCGGAUCGCAGUCGAGGUCUAUCCGAACGAGUCGCUCGGCAAGGAAAUCGACCUGAUCAAUGGCAUGCAGCUUGGCACGGUCGACAUGACAAUCACCGGCGAAAGCCUGCAGAACUGGGCUCCGAUGGCAGCGCUUCUCGCAGUCCCAUACGCUUAUGCGUCGACCGAGCACAUGGACGAAAUCGCCUCCGGCGAUAUCGGCGACCAGAUCAAGGCACAAAUUGUCGAAAAGGCGCAGAUCAGGCCAAUUGCCUAUUUCGCGCGCGGACCACGCAAUCUCACGUCAAACCGGGCCAUCCCGUCUCCGGAUCAGCUUGAGAGCCUGAAGAUGCGCGUUCCCAAUGUGCCACUCUUCGUUGACGUUUGGAAAGCACUUGGGGCCGCGCCGACACCCAUGGCCUUUUCGGAAGUGUUCACAAGCUUGCAGAACGGCACCAUCGGGGCUCAGGAAAACCCGCUUGCCCUGAUCCGUUCGGCGAAUUUCAACGAGGUCCAGUCACAUGUGAACCUGACCCAGCACGUCAGAUCCUGGAUCUACCUGACGAUUGCUGAAUCGACCUGGCAAAACCUCAGCCCCGAAGACCAGGCAAGCGUUCUUGAAGCGGCGAAACGCGCCCAGGCUUUUGAACGAGGCCUUCUUGAGGCCAGUCUCGCAGAAGACCGUGCCUAUCUGGAAGACAAGGGAAUGACCUUUGUCGAGGUCGAUGGAGCAGCCUAUGCAGCAGCGGCGAAGGACGCAGUUCUGGCGAACGUAAACGACGAGGUCAAACCGAUCGUGGAAGAUCUCUUCAACAGUCAGAAGUAG
Molecule: messenger RNA, 912 nt
Organism: Effrenium voratum
Lineage: Eukaryota; Dinophyceae; Suessiales; Symbiodiniaceae
Source: the annotation of a GenBank genome assembly